This is a messenger RNA of Salvia miltiorrhiza (redroot sage), 3753 nucleotides long. RefSeq names its product putative late blight resistance protein homolog R1A-10. The coding region runs from base 933 to 3554 and encodes 873 amino acids. Lineage: Eukaryota; Viridiplantae; Streptophyta; Magnoliopsida; Lamiales; Lamiaceae. The transcript is spliced from 3 exons. The record is from RefSeq and is a predicted model, not a curated record. Gene Ontology annotation, biological process: defense response to other organism. Gene Ontology annotation, molecular function: ADP binding.
UUUUUAUUUUUUAUUAAUAUUUAAUUUUUAUUUUUGACGUACCUAGUGACGACAAUCUUUUUAUCAAUAAAUCCAACCACAAUAACAUCUUUUCAUAAUCUAAACAUAAUUUUAAAUUUUUAAUUUCAUUCAACAUUGUUCAAUGUCCAACAAUAUGUCCAUAUGUAAAUAUUAUAAUAAUGUAUCAAAAGUUACGAAAUAAACUACAUCAAAGCUAAAUAUCAUAAUAAUGUAUCAAAAAGGUACUAAAUAAACUACAUCAAGGCUAAGGAUUGUCUUCUGGUAAGUCUGAACCUCCUGGGCCACUAUUCCUCGACUGCUGCCUGCUGGGACCUCAUGAACUGCUGAAACAUCUCAUUAGUUACUCGAAGUGAUUCCUCCAAUCGGAGUUUAUGUUCACGCUCCUCUUGAAGCUGCUGCUGCUCUUCAAAUCGAGCAUCAACGUGCUGUGAAUGGAUAGUCUGUAAUGUAACGCCCACGAGACUCUGUGCAAAGAUACCAGUGCCGAACAUCCUCCGCCCAAGAAAAUGCCAAAGAAAUUUAUCCGUAGAGUGUGAAACAAUUGACCUCGAUAUCAAUAUCAGUGCAAGUUUGCGCAAAUGUUUUUUUUCUCUCUCCUCAAUUAUUGGACUUUUUUGUGGAACGUGAGUUAUCUUCGUUGCUCAUUCCUACUAUAUUCCCUACUAGAAUAACCUCUCUCACACCCACACACUCUCCCUUUGAAUCGGUUUGAGCAAUUGAAACGGUUUGGUUCGGUUUAAAAAUUUAGGGGCGGUUUGGGUUCAGAUUUUUCCACUACGGUUCGUUUUCAACCCAAACUGCCCGAAUGCUCAGCCCCACAAUAAGGCCAUAGUUUGAACUUUCAACUACAAUAACCACUCUCUCUCUCUCUCUCACACACACACACACUCUCUCUCCCUUUGAGAAUUGAGAUGGGGGAGGCUGCAGUGGCAUUCUUGCUGGAGCAAGUGAAGGAGGUGGUGAUAGGUUACGCCGAUCUGAUCUUCGGAGCGGAGAAUGAGUUGGAGCAGCUGAAGAGCGACCUGGCUUUACUCAAAGGUUUCCUCAAGCAGAUGGCGGAGAAGAAGAAGAAGGAAGAUCCGUUGAGGAUACUGGAGAGGCAGACGAGGGAUGCGGUGUACGCGGUCGAGGACACCAUAGACAAAUGCUUCACCAACGCCAUCGCCAAGAAAUCCUUCCACCGCUCUGUGGGUUUGAAAAAUGUGAGCCUCGCCAAGGAGGUGAGAUCUAUUAGAGAAGACAAAGUCAAACCAUUGCUUGACAAGUUUGCUACAUUCGAUUUCAAAUCUGCAGGCGUCCAAGAUUCAUUGACUGUGUCAAAAGGGGAUACACCAAUCAGACAAAACAGAGUAGUAGGAUUUGACAAGGAAGAAGCUACCAUAAGUGCCUAUCUCAAGGAAAAAACAGAUAAGCUCGAUGUUAUCUCGAUCGUGGGCAUACCUGGACAGGGGAAGACAACAUUGGCAUGGAAGAUUUAUCAGAGCGAUCAAAUCGGUUAUCAUUUCCCCAUUCGUAUUUGGGUUAACAUCUCUCAAGUGUUCAACAGCAGGGAUGUGUUCCUCGAAAUCCUGAAAAGAUUCUUCCCCAGCCAAGACACGUCCAGUCUCAAUUUCAACGACUUGGCUCAAACAGUUCGCGCGUGUUUGGAGAAAGAGAAAUUCUUGUUAGUCUUAGACGACGUGUGGAGUGUCGUUGCGUGGGACAAGAUCAAGGAGGUGCUUCCAGUAGACAAUGGGGAGGCUAAAGUCCUCAUCACCACCCGAGAAACAGACGUGGGAGAGAAAUCCAGAGUCUACAAAGCUCCCCACAAUCUAAAGUUCCUAGAUGAUGAUGAAAGUUGGGAGCUCCUCCAAUACGAGGUGUUUGGUUUGGAAGACUGCCCGCCAGAACUGAGCACCGUUGGUUACGUUAUAGCCAAGAAGUGUGAUGGAGUGCCACUGACUAUAGUUGUGAUCGGAGGUAUCCUCUUCGACCAACUCACGAAAUCUCGAUCCACGGCUGCGAGUGAAUGGGAGACGGUGUCUACAAAUGUGAGUGGUGCCCUACAAGAUGACAAAACGCAGCGCAUAACAGAAGCUGUAGAGUUGAGCUACCAAAGGUUGCCAGAUGACUUGAGAGAAUGUUUUGUUUUCUUGGGUGUAUUUCCAGAAGAUUAUGAGAUUCCAGCUAAGAUGUUGUGCGGUCUGUGGAUUUCAGAAGGGUAUGUACUUCCGAGAAACGGGAAAAGCUUGGAGGAAAGCGCUGAAGAUAAUAUGAAUGAUCUCAUUUGCAGGAACUUGUUAAAGGUCGAGAAAACUAAUCACAUGGGCAAAGUUAAAACGUGCCAGGUUCAUGAUAUGAUACGUGCGUUCUGCAUAAAAAUAUCCAAGGACGAGAAUUUAUGUCACGAGAUUAAAAUAUCCAAGACAGGCGCACUUGAACCUCCAGUUUCUGAGGUAAAAGACUCUCAUCGUCUUUGUUUCCGCUCCAAUCUCUCAAAGUUCCUGCAGGAAAGCCCGCGUGGUCCACACGUUCGUUCAUUUUUGUGUUUCUACGAGCGGCCUGUGGAGUUGGAGCCACAAUACAUAACAGUUAUACCAGAUGGCUUCAGAAAGCUUAGGAUUCUGGAGUCCAAGUGCAUCAUAUUCAACCAAUUUCCAGCAAAGAUUACCAAACUAAUUCAUCUUAGGUACCUCACCCUAUAUAUUGAAUCUCUGAAAAUUCUUCCAGAACCAAUCACCCAGCUAUGGAACCUACAAUCUCUUGUAGUCGAGACCAAGUCUCGUUCCAUUACAAUGAAAGCAAAUAUGUGGAGAAUGGUGCGGUUGAGGUAUCUCAAGACAAGAGCAGCCAUUGUCCUCGACAAUAAAUGGAAAGGUGAUGCAGGGCAGAACCUUCAUACGUUGAAUAGAUUGGCACCCGAAUGUUGCACGGAGGCCGUCUCCAAAAGGGCUAAAAACCUCAAGGCCUUGGGGAUUUCUGGUAAAGUGGCCAUUGUUUUUGAAAAUAAGUUCCUAGAAAACCUUCAUCAACUGGAAAAGUUGAAGCUGGUGAAUAGUGUAACUUAUGAACAGACAUCCGAAGAUAAGCUGCACAGCCUUCCCCCACAGAAUCGUUUCCCGCCAUCUCUCAAGAGGCUGACAUUAACUAAUACAUUCCUGGGUUGGCAGCACAUGUCCACGUUGGCAACGAUCAGAAGCCUCGAGGCCCUGAAGUUGAAAGACAACGCAUUCGUUGGACUCCCGUGGAAUCUUGGUCUUGACAGCUUUCCUAAUCUCCAACUCUUGCUGAUUUUAAACACAAAUCUAGUUCUUUGGGAGGCCUCAACUGGCUCCUUUCCUAAGCUCAGGAUUCUUGUGGUUAAGAACUGUGAAAACCUCAAAGAAAUUCCAGAGUGUUUGGGAACACAUCUUGAGAAAUUGGAAAUAGAUCGCGUUCGCUUUUCUGCAGUUCAGUCGGCCAAGAAGAUCGAAGAAGCAAAGAAGGGAAAACCAAAAGGCAAAUUUGAGGUACCAUUCAAUCUCAUCGUAGGUCCUGCGUGUGAUACCAAGUGAUCGAGCUGGUAGCUACACUUAAGAGGCAAGGGAAUAGAGCCAAUGACAGUGCGAGAUCAAGUUCUUCAAUAUGGAUGUAUGGUUGGUGUUGUGCUUUAUUAGAUGAAAAAUGUUUAAGUAUCUCUAACAUUUUCGUCUCUAUGCUUAUGAUGACUGAACAAUCUAGUUUCACCAUUAAUAACGAUCAUUUGGUUGUGCA